Messenger RNA from Piliocolobus tephrosceles (Ugandan red Colobus), 3470 nucleotides. It is a transcript of the gene DPH1, whose product is annotated as diphthamide biosynthesis 1. The record is from RefSeq and is a predicted model, not a curated record. Bases 86 to 1486 code for a protein of 466 amino acids. Gene Ontology annotation, biological process: protein histidyl modification to diphthamide. The transcript has 13 exons. Gene Ontology annotation, molecular function: 2-(3-amino-3-carboxypropyl)histidine synthase activity. NCBI's taxonomy places the organism in Eukaryota, Metazoa, Chordata, Mammalia, Primates, Cercopithecidae.
CGCCGGCUGCAUUUUUGCACGUGAUGAAGAACCCGGAAGUGCACCAUCUUGCCUCCGUUCGUCCAAACAAGAGUAAGGAGGAGCAAUGGGACAGCUAAGUGCGUGUACGAUGUUUAUUUCCCUUUUAAAUGAGGAGAGGGCUGUUCUCUAUCAAGGAGCAGUAUGUGGACUCAGACUAAAUCUUUGCUCCUUAGCCCCCCGGUGUCACCUCUACUCUCCUGAGGAAGAAGCUCGGGCCCCUCGGGGCCGUGUGGCCAAUCACAUCCCCCCUGAGAUCCUGAAGAACCCCCAGCUGCAGGCAGCAAUCCAGGUGCUGCCUUCCAACUACAACUUUGAGAUCCCCAAGACCAUCUGGAGGAUCCAACAAGCCCAGGCCAAGAAGGUGGCCUUGCAAAUGCCGGAAGGCCUCCUCCUCUUUGCCUGUACCAUUGUGGAUAUCUUGGAAAGGUUCACGGAGGCUGAAGUGAUGGUGAUGGGUGACGUGACCUAUGGGGCUUGCUGUGUGGAUGACUUCACGGCGAGGGCCCUGGGAGCUGACUUCUUGGUGCACUACGGCCACAGUUGCCUGGUUCCCAUGGACACCUCGGCCCAAGACUUCCGGGUGCUGUACGUCUUUGUGGACAUCCGGAUAGACACUACCCACCUCCUGGACUCUCUCCGCCUCACCUUUCCCCCAGCCACUGCCCUUGCCCUGGUCAGCACCAUUCAGUUUGUGUCGACCUUGCAGGCAGCCGCCCAGGAGCUGAAAGCUGAGUACCGUGUGAGUGUCCCACAGUGCAAGCCCCUGUCCCCUGGAGAGAUUCUGGGCUGCACAUCCCCCCGACUGCCCAAAGAGGUGGAGGCCGUUGUGUAUCUUGGAGAUGGCCGCUUCCAUCUGGAGUCUGUCAUGAUUGCCAACCCCAAUGUCCCCGCUUACCGGUAUGACCCGUACAGCAAAGUCCUGUCCAGAGAGCACUAUGACCACCAGCGCAUGCGGGCUGCUCGCCAGGAAGCCAUAGCCACCGCCCGCUCCGCUAAGUCCUGGGGCCUUAUUCUGGGCACUCUGGGCCGCCAGGGCAGUCCUAAGAUCCUGGAGCACCUGGAAUCUCGACUCCGAGCCUUUGGCCUUUCCUUCGUGAGGCUGCUGCUCUCUGAGAUCUUCCCCAGCAAGCUUAGCCUACUUCCCGAGGUGGAUGUGUGGGUGCAGGUGGCAUGUCCACGUCUCUCCAUUGACUGGGGCACAGCCUUCCCCAAGCCGCUGCUGACACCCUAUGAGGCGGCCGUGGCUCUGAGGGAUAUUCCCUGGCAGCAGCCCUACCCGAUGGACUUCUACGCUGGCAGCUCCUUGGGGCCCUGGACGGUGAACCACGGCCUGGACCGGCGUCCCCAGACCCCGGGCCGACCCGCGCGGGGGAAGGUGCAGGAGGGGUCCAUGCAUCCCCCUUCAGCCGUGGCUUGCGAGGACUGCAGCUGCAGAGACAAGAAGGUGGCACCGCUUGCUCCUUGACAAGCUCCGGGGCCUCAGGUAUCCGCCCUUGCUCUGGCUGCUCCCUGCCCUUUGCCGUUCUCAUGGGAACGCCUUGGCGCUCCGAGGCCCGCCUUCGGGGUGUUGCGGGCGAUUAGCUCCGCCCUUUGCAUUCUACUUCCGGUCGGGGAAAGACCGCUUCCGGUGCUUCCCUCGCUCCUUGCCGGUCAUAAUGGCCGCGCAGCGACCCCUGCGGGUCCUGUGCCUGGCGGGCUUUCGGCAGAGCGAGCGGGGCUUCCGCGAGAAGACCGGGGCACUAAGGAAGGCGCUGCGGGCCCGCGCCGAGCUCGUGUGCCUCAGCGGCCCGCACUUGGUCCCCGACGCCCCGGGCCCCGAGGGCGCCAGAUCAGACUUCGGUGAGACAAGCCCUGCUCCGGAAAUAGUUUUCCCCCGCUUGUUUCGUCCCCUCGACACGCCUCAGCAUCCCUCACCCUGCGUCCACCCUCAUUCCCCCCAUCCAGUCCACACCCUUCGUUUCUCGCGGCCCCUACCCUCUUGUUCAAACUGCAGCCUGUCCUCCCAGGCUUCCGCCUUCGUCGUCUUCCUCCGCUGUCUCCUGUUCAGUCCAAUCCAUUCCCCGCUUCUCUUUUCCUGUCAUCUGGAACCCUCCCGCCCUUUCUCAUUUCUUUGCUUCCUGGAGCCUCCCAUGCCCUAAUCCCAUCCUCUUUCCCCAUAUCGCUGUAGGGUCCUGCCCUCCAGAGGAGCAGCCUCGAGGCUGGUGGUUUUCAGAGCAGGAGGCGGACGUUUUCUCCGCAUUGGAAGAGCCCGCCGUAUGCAGGGGCCUGGAGGAAUCCCUGGGGAUGGUGGCACAGGCACUCAACAGGCUGGGGCCUUUUGAUGGCCUUCUUGGUUUCAGCCAAGGGGCUGCGCUAGCAGCCUUUGUAUGUGCCCUGGGCCAGGCAGACGAUCCCCGCUUCCCCCUGCCACGGUUUAUCAUCUUGGUCUCUGGUUUCUGUCCCCGGGGCCUUGGGUUCAAGGAAUCCAUCCUGCAAAGGCCCUUGUCACUGCCUUCACUCCAUGUUUUCGGGGACACUGACAAAGUCAUCCCCUCUCAGGAGAGUAUGCAAUUGGCCAGCCAACUCCCCGGAGCCAUUACCCUCACCCACCCUGGUGGCCACUUCAUUCCAGCAGCUGCAUCCCAGCGUCAGGCCUACCUCAAGUUCUUGGACCAGUUUGCAGAGUAAAAGAUCAAGAAAUGUCUCUGCUCCUACAUCCAGCCCCUCUUGGGGUAGCCUCCGUCAUCUGUGCCCUCCCAGGGCCCUCCACUGCUGUGAGUGCGCCUCACCAGGACCAGUUAAGAGACAACUAUCAAUUCUUGAGACCCAAAUUAUAUGGGCCCUGCCUUGAAGAAAAGGGGAGCACAACGCCUUAAUGGACAUUGACUUGUGAACCUCAAACAUGAAAAUGAUUGGAGAGCCCUGGCUUAGGAGGGUGACAUGGGGAAGACAGAGGCUGGCACCAUGGUGACUGCCACAUAAUAAAGUGGUGAUACGGAUUUUGACCAUCUUUUUCCUGGUACACACACACAAAAUUUUAUAAUGGAAGUCGGUUUCUUGGCCAUCUACAUGGUGUUCUGGGCAGUGCCAAGCAGGGAGAUGUUUCCAGUUGUGAGUCCCACGACAAGCUCCUGCAUGGGUGCACAUACUGACAUGUUAUUGGUGGAAGUUUGAAGGCCCAAACUGAAGGGCAGGAGGCCUCGGUGGCACAAUCAGGGAGGAAUAUACAUCUGAGAAGUUUUGGGAAGACAUCACCUGCAAGGCUGCCUGAACCACAGUAAUGUAGUCUUCUCUACCCAGAUCACCGAGCGUUGUGUGCUGGUCUUCUCUCAAAACCUCGCUGUGUUCCCUGCUUCUCCCUCAGUGCUCUAACCUCGCUGAACUAUGAGCUUGAAGGGUGGUUGAUGCCAGACCUUGGGUGGAGGUCAGAGACAGGCCAGAAUAAACAGCCAUUUCCUAAAUUGAUCCCA